Messenger RNA from Pseudoliparis swirei, 2259 nucleotides. It is a transcript of the gene mks1, whose product is annotated as MKS transition zone complex subunit 1. The record is from RefSeq and is a predicted model, not a curated record. Gene Ontology annotation, biological process: cilium assembly. The transcript is spliced from 18 exons. Gene Ontology annotation, cellular component: MKS complex. Bases 263 to 1993 code for a protein of 576 amino acids. Lineage: Eukaryota; Metazoa; Chordata; Actinopteri; Perciformes; Liparidae.
CGAAGAAGAAGAAGAAGAAUAUUUCUUAACCGUUGUUCUUGUCGUUUAAAUGUACAAACUCUCCAAGCAGUGAGCUAAUAAUAGCACGAACAGUACACAUCCAAGACAAGAAGAAACGUAUUUGCGUGCUUAGAGAAACAUUCUCUCUGAGCGACCCGCUCCGCUCGAACCCGUCGCGUGUCUCGUGUUUACGGGCUGGACGUCAGCUUCAUGGCGGACGGCUGGAACACGGACACCGGGGAGGCCGUGUACCGGUCCCGGGAUGCCGUCAAGAACCUGCGGAUCCGCUGCAUCGCCCACAUUAACGCAGCAUAACCCCCACACAUCACGUAGCCUGGCGGUGCACCCUGCCCCUCACCCCGGUGUCUGUGUCCCCAGGGUGCGUCUAGAGAGGGUGACCUCCACAUCCGCCCUCUCUAAGCACCUGCAGCAGCAGGUCCUGAGCCAGCAGGGAGGAGCCAUUGAGCUGGAGACCCUCACCUCUCAAGGCCAGACGGGGGACAACGAGGAGGAGUUGGUGAUGGGCUGGCAGGAGAAACUCUUCAGCCAGUACGAGGUGGAGCUGUUCCAGAACGAGGCGGCUUGUCAGACCCCUCUGGACCGCCAGUACCACAGCGAGGUCCAGGCCCUGAACCGGCGCAACCACAGGAUCUUCACCUACACCGACCACGACCGCUACACCAGCUGCCUCCCGCUGCAGCAGCUGCAGUCCACCGACUUAUUGACCCCGACCGACUCGCGCCCCACCUUCCUGGCUGAGAGGAUGGCGAGCGUGAGGCACCGACGGCAGGACCGGCGCACCAUGGAUUGCAGCGUCCCGAAGUCAAAGAUCGUCAACUGGGAGCCCUCAGCGGAGUUCGUGAAGAGCAGCCAUGUGGUGAACAACGCCAUGCAGACCAUGCACAUCAUGGGGGACCUGGCCCCGCCUGGAAGGCUCGGCCAGAAGGAGAACGAAUACUUGCUGGUAACCAUAAAAACCGACGGCAGUGGAACCGUCAUCGUCAAGCCCGACUUCAACAAAGGCAAAGAGCCGUACAGGAUAGUAACAUCGGGGGAGAAGAGAGACGUGUGGCGCCUCACGGUGGAGAACGUGUGCACCAGCAUGCAGCCCGAGGAGAAGGAGCGGGAGCAGAACAUGUACAGAGACCUGUACGUUCGGCACAAGGAAUACCUCAACAGCCUCGUGGGUCAAGACUUUGAAAUGCCUCCUGCAGGUGUCCUGCGCUACCUGAUGAACGGAGAGAUCGUCUCAGCCAAAGGCUUCGAAUAUGACAACUUGUACAUCCACUUCUUCAUGGAGCUGCCCAACAACUGGUCCAGCUUGCCCUUCCAGUCUCUGUCGGGGGUCACGCAGACGUGCCGGGCCAGAACACUGGGGAAGGAACACGUGGCGCUCUUCAGCUUCCCCUUCAGCUUCGAGGCGUUCUACAUGAGCGAGAAGGAGACCGAGGAGGCGGCCCCCCAGUGGCCGGUGAUCUACUUCAAGGUUCUUUCUCUGGACUCCUGGCAGCGCUUCAGAACCGAAGGCUACGGCUACCUGCUGUUUCCUGCCACGCCCGGUAAACAUUCGAUGACGUGCCACACCUGGAGGCCCCUCCAGGCGGGGCCGGUCUCUGCACUGAGGCGCUUCUUCAUCGGAGGCUCCCCGGAGCUGGAGGACCUCAGCUACGUCAGGAUCCCGAGCACCUUCCAGGGAGAGCGGCUGAGUCGCUUCGGCUUCUGCACUGAAAGCACAGGAAGCGUGACCUUCGACCUGCACUGCAUCCAGCAGGCCAGGGCGUUUGUUGACGCCACCGUGAUGAAGAGGAGGAGGCAGAAGGUGUUCGACCAGCUGGGAGGAUUCAGCCAGCAAGGAGCCGUGUGCACCAUCCUGGAGGCCUUCCAGAGGGCCAGGAAGAAGAUGCAAGAGGCCCGAGAGAGUCUCCCCAGAGACCUGGUCCACACCAGAGACCUGGUCCACCCCGCCUCCCGCCUGGAGGCCUCUGCACAGUGAAGACGAGCAGCUCUACUGUGAAGACGCUGCGCAACACGUUUAGUAUUCUGUGUUUUGCUGAGAGGACGAUGUCAGGAAGAAGAACAUCAACUGACUGCUAUUUAUUAUUAGUAAAUACAACAUAUGAUAUGGAUAUGUGAGCUCAUGAGCAAACGUCGGUUAUCACCGUACGUUGUUUGUACAUCUCAGAUUUAAGUAAAUAGUCUUUUUUAGAUUUAUAGACACAGACUUAUGGAACAGAAAAUUAAAAAACUAUUUUAGAUGUG